Messenger RNA from Thelazia callipaeda (thelaziosis nematode), 1398 nucleotides. NCBI's taxonomy places the organism in Eukaryota, Metazoa, Nematoda, Chromadorea, Rhabditida, Thelaziidae. The record is from the annotation of a GenBank genome assembly.
AUGCCUGGUUUGCACACUUUUUACGAUGGCUCAACGUUAUUGCAACCAAUUGCACAAAGUUUGGAAAUUGGAAUUAAUUUGGUAGCAUGUCAGUUAAUAUCGUUGUUGUUGGCAUAUAUACACUACAGCAUAUUUAGUGCAUCAAGCGUUUCGCGAACAACACGUACUGCUUUUCCUCUUAUUUUUGGCUUGGUUUUUUGCUACUUUUGUUAUGGCAAUGCCAUGAAACAUUUAGUGUCAUUAGUUGGUGUAUCCUAUGUUAUCAUGCAUCUUUCACCUUCAAAAGUUGUACAUAAAUGUGUUUUCUUAUUUUCAAUGUGCUACCUCGUUUUUAUACACUGGUAUCGAUGGUAUAUACUAACAGAUUAUUAUAUCGAUAUGACAGGCCCGAUGAUGAUACUUGUUCAAAAAGUAACAGUACUUGCGUUCUCAUUACAUGAUGGAAAGGUAAAAAAAAGUGAGGAUUUAAAUGAGGUACAGAUGAAGGAAGCGAUCAAAUCAGUACCUGACAUUCUUAGUUUCCUGAGUUAUAUGUUUCAUUUCCAAGCAGUGUUAACCGGACCAGCUUGCUUUUAUACAGAUUAUAUGGCAUGGAUUGAUGGAACAGCUGCUAUUGGUAAAGAAGGACUGAUUGAAAAACCAUGGCGUGCUGUGUCAAUAAAAUUGUCACAAACGACAUUAUUCAUUUUAUUAUAUGUGUAUCUUGGUAAUUGUCUUCCACCCGAUAUUAUUAUGGACAAGAAAUAUGUGGAUUUAAAUUUGUUAUUAUGGCUCUUUUUAUUAUACAUUGUGAUGGCGUUUCAACGGAUCCCCUAUUAUUUAGCAUGGAUUUUAGCUGAUGCGAUAUGUAAUUUGAGUGGGUUUGGAUUUAGAGGUUAUGAUGCAAAUGGUCAUCCUCAGUGGGAUUUGAUUUCCAAUGUUAAACCAUGGAAAUUCGAGACAGCAUUAAAUUUCAAAGAGUCUUUGGAAGCAUGGAAUUGUUGUACAAUGUAUUGGCUUCGGCGUGUUGCGUAUGAUCGGGUCCCAGAAAAAUACAGAACUGUGUGUACUUAUUUGUUAUCUGCUAUUUGGCACGGUUUUUUUUUGGGCUACUACGUUACGUUUUUAACUGGCGCAUUGUUCACUGUUUCCGCAAGAACGAUACGUCGUUGCUUACGUUGGCGUUUCCAAGGAAAUCAGUGCCAGUGCCGUUUUUAUGAUGUCCUCACGUUUGUCGUGACAAGGAUUACUUUAUCUUAUACAACAUAUCCAUUUGUCAUGCUACAUCUUGAACCUGGAUUACGUUUAUAUCGGCAUGUUUACUUCUGUCCUCACAUCCUCGCUUUUGCUGCUGUUUUUAUCUUGCCUCGAAUAUUGCCUCCAGAGCCAAAAUUUGACCUUAAGAAGCAAACACAGUGA